UUCCUGGUCAUGCACCGGAGCAAAGGGAUAGAAAAAUCCAAGGUCUCAAGUCCGCCACAAGCUGCUCAUCUGUAUUGCAUCUCCUCUCUCCGCCUCGUAUCCGUCCCCCUAUCGUCGUACAGUCCGACCUUUCUAUCCUGUGUGGCUCGUCGACCUUAGAUGGCGCUGUCCUUGUUCCCCCUUCGCCGCCAUUCGCACUCUUAUACCAUCGCGUUAUCCCAGCCCAUUCGCAGACACAGUAGGAAUUGAAUCAGAACUGCUAGAACCGAAUCCAAAACAUCCAAUAUGGCGCUCCAGAUCGUCCCCAUGACCAAACAGGACAUUCCUGAGGCCGUAGAAUGCGUGCAAACGGCGUUUGCCGACGAUCCGUAUUUCCACUGGCUAUUCGAUUCUUCAGAAUACAAUAUCCACCGGAACGCCGCCUCCCUCGCCGCCCACUUCGAAUAUGGCUUGAACUGCAACACCCCGAUGUACGUCGCCAAGGUCCCUAUCAGCGAUAAGCACCCUCGCUCGGUCGUCGGCGUCAGCUGGUGGUUCUCUCCUCAACCGGCCUCCAAGCCCGUCUCCUGGUCCGUCUGGGCCCAGGACUGGCUCCUCUCCUUUCGCCAAUUCCUCUUCAACGUCCGCUUCGGCGGGAGAGGCGGUCUCAACCUCCACCGGUACCACAUGUGGAAGGAGAUGCAGCGGAAAACCCACGACGUAGUCUGGACCGACCCGCGCGGGUAUUACUUUUGUAAUGUCUUGGCUGUGAGCUCGGAAAUGCGCGGGAUGGGGCUGGGCCGGAAGCUGGUGGAGGUUGUCACGCAGCAGGCAGAUCGGGAUGGCAUGCCAUGUUAUUUAGAGAGCUCGAAGGGAGUUCCAAAUAUCAUAAUUUACGAGAAACUGGGUUUUAACUUGGUUACGGAGAUUGAUUGUGUGGAUGGGAAUGAUGCUUGCAAGCUGUAUUGUAUGGUUCGGAAGCCGAAGGUUAAGGCCUAAACCGACUACUUACAGGUUUUGCCUCUAUGAGAUCAUCGUCUGCAAUGGAUCUCGUAAUAAGCGUUGGCCACCUAUAUUGGACUCGGGCAGGUUUGUGACUAGGGCUGCGGGGAGUGGUGUCUGUUCACCCGAUGAUAUCCGGUGGGUAGAUUAUCCAUCAAUUUCGCCCCGAGCAUUGCCGCCGGGCCAGAUC
Aspergillus caelatus is the source of this 1171-nucleotide messenger RNA. RefSeq names its product acyl-CoA N-acyltransferase. The coding region runs from base 286 to 978 and encodes 230 amino acids. Gene Ontology annotation, molecular function: acyltransferase activity, transferring groups other than amino-acyl groups. The record is from RefSeq and is a predicted model, not a curated record. Lineage: Eukaryota; Fungi; Ascomycota; Eurotiomycetes; Eurotiales; Aspergillaceae. The transcript is spliced from 3 exons.